Messenger RNA from Dreissena polymorpha, 2902 nucleotides. RefSeq names its product monocarboxylate transporter 14-like. The transcript is spliced from 8 exons. Bases 309 to 1886 code for a protein of 525 amino acids. Gene Ontology annotation, biological process: monocarboxylic acid transport; transmembrane transport. Gene Ontology annotation, molecular function: monocarboxylic acid transmembrane transporter activity. The record is from RefSeq and is a predicted model, not a curated record. NCBI's taxonomy places the organism in Eukaryota, Metazoa, Mollusca, Bivalvia, Myida, Dreissenidae.
ACCCGUUGGCAAAAUACACUCGAACACGCUGUUGAUUAUUUUCUUAUUUGUCCAUAUGGUCGGUAUUUCUUUGAUAAUCAUUUGGGAGGUUGUUGUUUUUUAUGCAAAGAAACCAUUUGAUUAACGGCUUACGAGUUGUUACGAAAACUACCGAGCAGUACCGGAUAAGAUACGGAUUAUAUGUGGAUAAAAGCCGAGGUAUGUCGACGGUUGUAAAUCAAUAGCCAAACAAAGCCGUGCGUUUUCAAACACGUGGUUUUGGUGAAAGGACGACACUUGGAGUAGCCUCUCCUGUGCAGUGACCAAUCAUGGCAAACGCUAAAUCACCCCAUGGUCGGCGGUCAUCUCCCGACGGCGGAUACGGCUGGGUGAUAGUCCUGUCGGCGUUCUCCAUCAAUCUCAUUGCCGACGGCAUUACCUUCUCGUUCGGUAUCCUGCUGGUGGACCUUCUAGAGCAGCUUGGGGAGAGCCGCGCCGCAACUUCCGCUGUGGGGUCCGUCCUGACCGGUGUUUAUCAUUUAGUCGGUCCCAUAUCGGCUGUGCUCACAGACCGGUUCGGAGGUCGAGCCGUUGCCACUUCCGGCGCCAUGGUGAGCGCAUGUGGAUUCGUACUCAGCUUCUUUGCCACCGGAAUCGCACAACUUUGUUUCACGUUCGGAUUUCUAGGAGGCAUCGGGUUCGGACUAAUGUACCUGUCGGCGGGGGUCUAUGUCAUCAGGUACUUCGAUAAGAGACGCGCCCUGGCGAACGGUCUCGCCAUUUGUGGAUCAGGGGUUGGGACGAUCGUGUUCAACCAGGUAACGCGGAUUCUCUUGGACGCCUACGGAUGGCGCGGCACCAUGCUCAUCUACGCCGGUUUGGCGCUCAAUUGCGCAGUAUUCGGGCUACUGCUGUUUCCGCUUCCGGAAUUUCGCGCGAAUUGUGGAGACGGAAGUGGUUCGAAAUUAAUUGAAACAGAGACCGAGGCACGCGGUAUUUCUGGACCAGUACCGGAAGUGAGUUUGAAAGUCGAACACAAAUUAUUGGAGUUUCAUGUUAGUGAUAUUCGCAAAACAGAGGAUGCUCCGAUUAUUAUAGAGUUAAAAUCAAUGACUACUGAUGAACGCUACGUGUAUACUGAUUGCUUACAUCCUAUAGCGCAUUCAUUCAACACAGCCGUCGAAGAAGUGUCUUUCAUUUCUGACGCUCUUUGUAAAAACCAAGAACACGAGAUAGGUAAAUCGGAUAACAGCAAUGAGUGUACGAAAAUUUCAAAGAAACAUUGGAGAUUGCGCCUAGGCAACGUAUGCAACUCGAUGUUCAGUUUUGAUUUGCUCAGGGACACAAGGUGUCUGUUUUUCCUGGGGUCGGCGUUCGUGCUCAAUCUGGCUUUUACAAUUCCCUACAAUCUUCUGCCGGACCAGGCGGUCGAAGAGAACGGGAUGUCCAAGCAAGAGGCGACCUGGAUCAUUUCUACUAUAGGAAUCGCCAAUACUCUGAGUCGGAUUUUUCUUGGCUGGGUGGGAGACCGCGCCUGCGUCAACCGGAUGUGGAUGAUGCAAGGGGCGCUGUUCAUGGCCGGCCUCUCCACCGCUCUGUCGCCUCUUCUCAUCAGCUUCGCCACCAAGCUUGUCUACAGCUGCCUCAUCGGUGCUGCAUUAGGUGGUUACGUCAUGCUUGUUCCGGUUGUGCUCGCGGACAUGUUCGGUGCUGACGUCAUCAGCCGGUCGCUAGGGCUCGUGUUGUUCGUGGUAGGCGUGGCCGGCUUUGUGUCAACGCCCAUCGGAGGCUGGCUGUUUGAUCGGACCGGCAGCUACACUUUUUCCUUCAUCGUCGCAGGGGCAGAGUUUAUUGUGGCUGGAGCACUGCUUCUGGUUCCCAAGUGUUUAAAUGGGAAUAGAACAUAAAAGGACGUACUUGGAAAGUCUGUCUAUGCGGUAAGGAAGGCCCGGCGUCGAGUCUUUCUAUGACUCAGUGAGUUGGACGAAUCAAUAGCUAUGAGAUACAAUGAAAGACAAGCGUCGCUGUAAUUUGGUUAUGGGCUAGAAAAGGCGGGAAAUGCAGUAGCAUCACGAUGAAUGAUUACGUGAUCCACGAGUUGUUGCGCUUAUACAAACGGCAAUUUACUUAGCAUCUCUCUGAGGUUAGUGUCUGUACAUGAGCAUAUAAGAAGAAAGAAUGUGAACUUUCAUAAAUAAUCGCGGAGGAGAAUGUCUGUGCAGUUGCAGUCAAAUCAAUACAUCUUUGGUUUUACUGUAACAAUCGAAGUAAGAUUUUGUUGAUUGUAUGUUACAUCUGAUAGCAUAACGUACAGUUUUGUGCUACUUAUUGUAAUACUUUAAACAGAUGGAUGAUAAAAUUUGUAUUUACUGAAGAUAUUACAGUUUGGCGAUUCGGAAGUGUUUUCAAAUGAAGUUGUUCGUAAAACAAGUAGUGAAUAUGUGUACAUAUUGAAGCCAAGUAGUUUACACUCAGAUUCGACAAAUUUGCGUGUGAAACAAUACAUUGUCGGUGAGCACAAAUGAAUGUUUACGUCAAUAUCAAUUAGUGGACGUUUAGAACUCUGUUUCGUAUCAUGCACAUAUGUUAAAAAUGUCAAAACGAGAAGUAUGUCAAGACAGUGUGAUAUAGAAUUUAUUUGCGUUUCAUCGAGGUUUCUGGCGAGUCUAAACAACAAAGCAGUGUGUCCGACAACCCGAAUAGCACUGAAAAUCACGAGUAUAUCUCGACUUUACCCGCUGCGAAAUUUCUUAGCGGAAUGACAUAAUAACAGCUCCACUAAAAAAAUGUGCAGAGUAAAGUCUAUAUAUAAAGCGAAUUGCAAUACAAAACAAGGGCUGUUUGUAAAACAAGCAUGCCCCCCCCCCCCCCCCAAUGGGGUGUUCGUUGUAGUGGCAGCAAUUGUGUGAAUACGUUAGAAACC